GACCAACAGCCUGCUGGAGCUGCGGCGCACCCGCCAUUUUGCGCCGGGCUAACCGCAGGCAGCAGCCAGCGACUCCCACCAUUUCGGGGACAGCGCCGCUCCCCUCUGCCGAGAGGGAAGGGCCCGACCUGGCCCCGCCCGCCGCCGGGCUGGUCCUGGGCCCGGCCGCGCCCUCCGCCCCGCCCACUCAGGUAUCAGGUGAAACUGGCCGGGAGUGUGGGCGGAGUGGCGGCGGCCGGAGCGCGGUGAGAUGGCUGCGCACCGCGGGUUGUGCCCGGUGCUGCUGUUCUGUGUGCUGCUGCGAGCUGCCGCCACUGCUGAAGAGAAUGAUGGCUCCAGCAAACCAAAAGGAAGAAGUUUCAUUGGCUAUAAGGUUCCAAAUGCAAAUAAUUCUGAAGAGUUAUACGAGGUGGAUGACUUUGUAGCAGAAGUCCUCACAGGAAAGCUGACUACAGUUUUUAUUCCCAUUGUUUAUAUACUUGUCUUUAUAAUUGGCUUGCCAAGCAAUGCCAUGGCCCUCUGGGUCUUUUUUUUCCGAACAAAGAAGAAACAUCCAGCUGUGAUUUAUAUGGUUAACUUGGCAUUGGCAGACCUUCUUUUUGUUGUCUGGUUCCCACUGAAGAUUUCAUACCAUCUAAAUGGCAAUAACUGGCUAUUUGGUGAAGGUCUCUGCAAAGUAUUUGUUGGGUUUUUCUAUGGAAAUAUGUACUGUUCCAUCCUUUUCAUGACAUGUCUCAGUGUACAACGGUAUUGGGUUGUAGUGAACCCCAUAGUGAAUUCAAAAAAGAAAUCAGAAAUUGCUUUGGGCAUCUCCAUUGCUAUCUGGAUACUGAUUUUGUUGGGCAACAUACCAUUGUAUCUUGUUAAUCAGACAGCAUAUAUUUCAAAUCUUAACAUCACAACCUGCCAUGAUGUGUUGCCUGAAAAUGUUUCAGCUCAUGAUAUGUUCAGUUAUUUCCUCUCGCUUGCAAUUGGACUCUUCUUAAUCCCGGCUAUCAUCACUGCUGUUGCAUACAUUCUAAUGAUUAAGACCCUGAGCGCUUCCAUCAUAGAUGUAAGCACUGGGAAGAAACGAAAAAGAGCAAUCAAACUCAUUCUUGUUGUCCUGUCCAUGUAUCUCAUCUGUUUUACACCUAGCAAUGUGCUGAUUAUUGUGCACUAUUCGCUUCUCAAAGCCUACAGCCAGAGCCAUCUGUAUGUGUGGUACAUAACUGCACUGUGUCUUUCUGCUUUGAAUAGUGGUAUCGAUCCAUUCAUCUACUAUUAUAUUUCAAAAGACUUCAGAGACAACCUUAAAUAUGCUCUUCUUUGCCGAAGUGUGCGAACUACACAGAGGAUGCAAGUGUCUCUCUCAUCAAGCAAGUACCUCAAGAAAUCAAAUUCUUACUCUUCAAACUCAAGUAGGACCAAUAAAUCUACCUACUGAGUUUAAUCUUAGAAAAGUGAACUUUUGUUAUUACUGAUGAAAGGAUGUGAGUGACAAUAGACUUUGUACAAGAGACUCUGAAGAAACACCUCUGCAUUUUAAUUACAUUGAAGUCUGGUAUUUGGAACUGACAGUUGCUUAUUUUAUGUAGAAAUUAUAAGCAGAUAAAUCUUCCUGGGAAACUGGGGAAAAAAAAGAAGACAUUUCAGAUGCUGUGCAAAAAUGCUGCUGACCUAGAAGUGAGGCUGAAGACAUUCUUGUUGAAUAUAAAAGUUGCUAAAAAGCAAAAUGUCUCUGGAAUAUUAUACAGUAUUGCUAGUAUUUUUAAUUGCCAGAAAAAUCUGUUUUGUUUAACUGUAAUCUAUUAAGCAUCUGAACAGAUUGUGUGUGUAGGACCUUGCUCUGUGUACCUGCUUACACUGAACAUCAUUUGAAGCUGUAGAGAGAAGUAGAAGAGAAUCCACUUCACCAUCUUGGAUUAGAUUGCUUAUUAUCUUUGCUAUAAUAUAAUUUAUAUAUUGUUUUCCAAGUUACUGUGCUGUAAAUACUAACAUAGCAAAAACCUAUAAUGUUAUCCUAUUUGAGUUGACAAGCUGAUCUUAUCAGCUAGCACUGGGAUAAAAUGUUUGUGAGAUUAUCCACUGUUACUUAACAUUUGCCAGUACAUGAUCUUAUAUGGGGAUAUACAACAAAGUUUUGAUGGAUAGGUAUUUGAUUUUAUAAAAUGUGCCUUGUAUUUUUUAAGACAUCUAAAUAAGAUUUUUUGUUUUUGUAACACAUAUGAGUUGAGUGCUCUCUUUUAUUCUUUUACAUGCACUUCGAAAGUAGUUCAACUUGGCUAGUUCAGCUUGCCUGGUUUCACAUAACAAAGAUAAUAUUCCUAACAAUUGUUACAAGCAUGACAACUGUAGAUGUAAUGUGUAAAUGGGUAGAGUAAAAUUUACCAAAUGACACGUUUUUUUGGUGAGCAAUGAAAGUAGGAUGUUUUGUGAUAGUAUUUCAGAGGGCCUAGCUAAAAUAGCAAUGUAUAUUAACAUACGUCUCAUUAAGGAGUGGAGAGUUACUCCAGCUCUAGAUGACAUGGAACACAAAUUCUUCUUGGACAUAAAAAAAUUUCUCUUCCUGUUUUCUGACAAGUGCAGGGAAAUAAUUGCAUAUUUAUUACUGAACUGAAGGUGUUAGCACCCUUACUGGAAAAUGAAUGUACAUAAGAGACCACAGUUCACUGGAAGAAUUUGAAAUUGAUGGAGUUACACUGUCUUCACAAAAGGCUCUCUGAAUUCUUACCAUAGUCUGUUCCCUUUAUCAUGCUAAGCAGUAUGCUUCCUGGUCUACAUGCAGUAGUGAGUAAUACGAAGAAAGGGCAUCCAGUUCAUGUACUUACAGACCUACCUGGUCAUGCUCUGUCAAGAGUACGAAGGUUAUAGGUUGUAUGUUGUAAAGAUGAUAGAUUGGCAGUGUGUGUCUGGAUAAUACCAGAA
Molecule: messenger RNA, 2907 nt
Organism: Camarhynchus parvulus
Lineage: Eukaryota; Metazoa; Chordata; Aves; Passeriformes; Thraupidae
Gene: F2RL1
Product: F2R like trypsin receptor 1
Exons: 2
Coding region: 251-1426 (391 amino acids)
Biological process (GO): phospholipase C-activating G protein-coupled receptor signaling pathway; blood coagulation; thrombin-activated receptor signaling pathway
Cellular component (GO): membrane
Molecular function (GO): thrombin-activated receptor activity
Source: RefSeq, a predicted model, not a curated record